GCCUUCAAGAAACAUGCUCUUCACGAAUGCGUAGUUUAUUGGUAACCAUACGAAUUCCAGCAGCAACUACAAUAGAAAUGUCUACAUUUAAGUGUUACAUGGACAUCUGUAAACGGGGCGCUCAGUACUGCGAGGAUACCAGGGAAAGAUGCUACUGGUGCAAAGACGCUGCUAGCCACUGUUGGACGCCGAAGAUGCCACGCCAGUGCAACCAAUUCUGUAACGAUUCGCUACAAAAAUUAGUGAACCAGUCAUACAGUAGAGGAUAUUCAGACGGACGUUCAUCCCAUAAUGGUCCAGAUGAUCCUUUCAUCAUAUCCACUUCCACUGCCGUCAUCUUUGCGCUUAUAUGUGGAUUACUUGGUUUGGGAAUAUACUACUUAAGGAAAAGACUCAGAACAUCGCGUGGAGAUGUUCACGACCAGGAAAGCCCCGAAACGAGCCCACUAACACAGACAGGCGGUGAAGGCGGUGAUGAGGUAGUGGACAUGGACAUCACGGAACCUACAGACGAUGCCGUUUCAACUAACACGACAGUGGCCAGUGUAGACUCGGGACUUGAUAACAGAGAGAGUAUAAACUCGUCCUCCAUCGUGCCAUGUGCAUGUAACCGAGAUGGCGGUGCAGCGGAAGCAUGCACUCGAUGCACGGAGCUAAAGCAGCUGCCCCCAAGAAAUGACGCUGGUAGUUUGAAAACGGCAAUCGUGUGUGGCUGAGAGUGAGUGAGUGAUGGUUGGUUGGUUGGGUGGUUGAGUGAAUAAGUGAGUGACUGGCUGAGUGAGUGAGUGAGUGGCUGAGUGAGUGAGUUUUGGG
Haliotis rubra (blacklip abalone) is the source of this 813-nucleotide messenger RNA. RefSeq lists its product as uncharacterized. The transcript is spliced from 5 exons. Lineage: Eukaryota; Metazoa; Mollusca; Gastropoda; Lepetellida; Haliotidae. Bases 27 to 716 code for a protein of 229 amino acids. The record is from RefSeq and is a predicted model, not a curated record.